This is a messenger RNA of Lottia gigantea (owl limpet), 2844 nucleotides long. RefSeq lists its product as hypothetical. The record is from RefSeq and is a predicted model, not a curated record. Gene Ontology annotation, biological process: mannose metabolic process. The transcript is spliced from 22 exons. Gene Ontology annotation, cellular component: lysosome. Gene Ontology annotation, molecular function: carbohydrate binding; alpha-mannosidase activity. Lineage: Eukaryota; Metazoa; Mollusca; Gastropoda; Lottiidae. Bases 1 to 2844 code for a protein of 947 amino acids.
AUGUUCUUUAUUAUUUUCCAGAAAUGUAACCCUGUAAAAGAGGGCAUGUUAAAUAUACAUAUUAUUCCACACUCUCAUGAUGAUGUGGGAUGGUUGAAGACAAUGGAUCAGUAUUAUUCUGGACAAGGUCAAUCUUACUAUCAUGGAGGAGAAUGUGUUCAAUGUAUUUUAAAUACGGUAAUACCAUCAUUGUUAAAAAAUCCAACACGAAGAUUCAUCUAUGUUGAAAUGUCGUUUUUCUCAAAAUGGUAUUAUGCUCAAAACAAGCAGAUGAAAGAGGAUGUCAAGAAACUCAUAAGAGAACGUAGAUUAGAGUUUAUAGUUGGAGGAUGGUGUAUGAGUGAUGCUGCUACUACAUAUUAUAAUGAUAUCAUAGAUCAACAUACUAUUGGCUUUGAUUUUAUUCUUAAAGAAUUUGGCAAAUGUGCUAUGCCUAGAGUUGGCUGGCAUAUUGAUCAGUUUGGACAUUCUAGAGAACAUUCUUCAAUAUUUGCUCAGAUGGGAUUCGAUGCGCUGUUUUUGGGAAGAAUUGAUGAUCAAGAUCACGAGUAUAGAAUUAAGAAUCAUAACAUGGAAACCGUUUGGAGAGCCAGCCCUAAAAAUUUAGGUGAUGUGGCAUCAUUGUUUACCAGUGUGUUGUAUGAUUUUUAUUUUGCCCCAAGUGGCAUGUAUUUAGAAGGCUUCCCUCCAUCCUACCUACAGCCUGAAUUGUCAUGCGAUUUUGAUUUUUUCUUUCUUCAUUUUCAGUCGCAAGGAUUUAAAACACAACAUGUACUCAUACCAUUUGGGGGAGAUUUUGCUUUUAGAAAUGCUGAAAAUUAUAUAGGAUCAUUAGAAAAGAUCAUUGAAACAGUAAAUAAUAUGCAAGCGUCAGGAAGCAAAGUGCAUGCUCUAUUUUCUACGCCAACAUGUUAUGUGAACUAUGUGAAUCAAGCUGGUACCAAGUUCCAAGCUAAAGAAGAUGAUUUCUUCCCUUAUUCUAUAAUACCUGCUUCACAUUGGACAGGAUACUUCGUCAGCCGAGCAGGAUUAAAAUUACACGUGAAACAUGCUAGCAGUUUCUUACAGGUAAGGAAAACCAUUGAGAUCAGUUACACUGUACCCAUACGUCUUAUAUGGUUUUUUAACAUUUGGGAGGCAGUGGCUGUUUUACAACAUCAUGACGCCAUAACUGGAACAGAAAAACAACAUGUUACCGAUGAUUAUAAUCUUAUGUUAAGUCGGGGUGAAACAGCUUGCCAGGUACCCUAUGGAAGAUUAAUGGCUCUUGGAGGAUCACCAAUGCAGCUUCCCCAACAACAAUACUGUCCUGGUUUAAAUAUGUCUGUUUGUGACUUUACUGAGAACAUGGACAAGGGAGUUAUUACUUUGUUCAACCCGCUGGCUCAACAAAUCAACUAUUGGGUUCGUCUACCUAUUAAAACAGACUCUGUAGGUGUUACUUGUCCUGAAGGCAACAAGAUACAGACACAGGUGGUACCGCUAUCAUCAGUUACAACAACUAUUCCAGAAAGAGGAAAUUCACAAGCCAAGAAUGAACUAGUUUUUAAAGCUAUAGUACCUCCUGUUGGAUUUGCUAGUUAUUAUAUGGAAGCGUCAUCCGGUAGGUGUAAAUACAUAAGGCUCCAGGGUUCAGUCAAGGCCGCUUUAAUUGAUACCUUCCAUAUGUCCUUCACCAUCGACAAACUAACUGGAAAGCUUUCAACCGUCUCUAACGAUGAAUUCAACAUCCAUGCCAAGGUUGAUCAAGAAUAUCUCUACUAUAUUGGUGAUGUAGGACAGCCGAGAAAUCCUAGUGUCCAUACUUUAUAUGGAAACCAUCGAAGAGCUUCUGGUGCUUACACUUUUGUACCAAAACUGAACACCCCACCAGAACCGGUCCGAGGCAAAUCUUCUGUGAAGUACACUGUUACAAAGGGUAAAAAUGUUCAAGAAGUCCAUCAACAAUAUAACCCAUGGACAUCUCAAGUAAUACGACUGUAUGAUGAUGCUAAAUACCUGGAAAUUGAAUGGACUGUUGGACCUAUUGACGUCGACGAUCGACAAGGUAGAGAAAUUGUGUCUCAUUUUGCUACAGAUCUCAAUACUAAAAGUUUAUUUUAUACUGAUUCUAAUGGUCGUGAAAUGUUAGAGAGAAAGCGUAAUUAUCGUGCCACCUGGCCACUUAAUGUUACAGAUAAAGUUUCAGGAAAUUAUUAUCCGAUAACCAAUAAAAUAUUUAUUAGGGAUGCAGAGAAGAAUAUACAAUUGACUGUAAUCAAUGAUAGAUCUCAGGGAGGAGGAAGUAUUCAAGAUGGUGCUUUUGAAAUUAUGGUACAUCGUCGAUUGCUACAUGAUGAUGAUUUAGGCGUAGUAGAACCUCUGAAUGAAAAGGGUAUUGAUGGUAAAGGACUCAUCUACAGAGGUAAAUAUUCCGUAAAACUCCCUUCUAUUUUUACACUGGAGCCUCCUGUUUUUUCUUCAGGAAAGCACUAUUUAUUACUAGAAAAGAUAGGUGAUGUUAAUAAUAACUAUAGAUCUAUGGGACUGCAGUGGUCAGGUUUAAGAGAAAGUUUACCGUCCAAUGUCCAUCUGUUGACGUUAGAUCAAGUCUACAAUGGUGGUAAUGUUAAGUUAUUAAUACGUCUGGAAAACUUUUAUGAAGUUGAUGAAAAUAAUUUAUCUAAUAAAAAAGCAGAAGUCAGUUUACAGCGUUUAUUUGUGCCUUUUGAUAUCAAAGAAGUACAUGAAGUUAGUCUGGGUGCCAGUUUUAGAAUCUCAGAUAUAAAGAGAUUACAAUGGACCACAGAAGAUGGUCGAGUUACUCCGUCCGAGAUAGGUAAGUACGAAACUAUACUCAGAUAA